AGGUGUAGUUGUGAGUGUUUGUGCGUUCUUUAGCCGGGAGGGCUGAGUCUGACAUUUGGAACGUAGAGAGCAGAAGGAAUUGGGCUUCAACAGAAAGGCUACCAUCAAAAAUCAUCAUGUUGGUUCUUCUAGCUGGAAUCUUCCUCCUUCACCUCACCAGCAUCAUCCUCCUCCUAGUGGCAACGAUCGACAAUGCCUGGUGGAUGACAAAAACCAUGUCCACUGAUGUGUGGGCCAGGUGGAUACUGACCAAUGGAACCUGGAUCUCAAAUGAUCUCCCUAGCCACUACCCUCAAGACUACCUCCAGGCAGUGCAGGCUAGCUCCAUUCUGGCCUGCAUAUUCUCCUCCCUUGGCCUGUUUGUGUUUGUGGGACAGCUCUUCACUCUGUCAAAGGGACAGAGAUUCACCUUCUCUGGCAUCUUCCAGCUCCUAGCCUGCCUGUGCAUCAUGAUCGCUGCCUCCAUCUACACAGACAUCUUUCACAAGGGUGAAUCGGAUGGUUGGUAUGGCCACUCCUUCAUUCUGGCCUGGAUCUCCUUUGCGUUCACCUUCAUCUCCAGUAUCAUCUACUUUGUCCUGCGAAAGAAAACAGCAAACUAGAAGCAGAAGACUAUCCCAAACCCAAGAGACAGGCUCAAUAUCUUACGAUCUGAUCGUUUUUUGUACAAUUAGGUAUGGAUAUGAGUGUGGUAUACCAAAGGGGAGAGUUGUUAUCCACAGUUUUUCUGGCUUGAAUUUUGAUUAAUGUAUCUCUUUUGGUUCCCACUUUAUAUGAAGUGUGUAUAAACAUAUGGAUUUACAUAGUUAUAACUUACCUGUCCUGCCCACAUAGUAAUAACUUACCUGUCCUGCCCACAUAGUAAUAACUUACCUGUCCUGCCCACAUAGUAAUAACUUACCUGUCCUGCCCACAUAGUAAUAACUUACCUGUCCUGCCCACAUAUUACCAAGUCCAUGUUUAGUUUUCACAGGCUCUUAAUAUGAAGUGGGACCAAAUUUUACAGCGCUCAUAUAUUCGUUGGAGAAUGUAUAGGGGAGUCAGAGAGUGAAAGAGUAUAGGCCUACAGAAUCGUAUUAUUUCAGAAUCAUAGUCCUGAAAUAUUCUUGCUUACAUUUGAUUUAUUUCUCAAUUAGGCUCAGAAUAAAACAAGGCCAAAACACUCAAAACCAAAUAGAAUAAUGAAUUGACGCCUCACUAGAGUGCAGCAAACAGAAUCCAAUUUCGGAAACUGUCAACGAUCAUUACCCCGUUUGACUUACAGACCUACUAUAGUGUGCAGAAUAAGACAAAGAAUAUAAUGUAUUUGCCAAUGUCCAUACAUGGAAUGGAACAUUAGUACUAACCUCACUGCACGUUUGCUCGCUGCACAUUGAGAUAUAUGUGUAAAUAUGAACAUGUUUGGUUCCACAUUAUGCUUUGUAUGUUUAAUGCAAUGUUAUUUUUGUUACUAUUUCUUAUCAGUAUGAUAAUGAUAAUAAUUUGUAUUAAAACCUGAUUUAAAUCAAA
Coregonus clupeaformis (lake whitefish) is the source of this 1509-nucleotide messenger RNA. RefSeq names its product epithelial membrane protein 2-like. The coding region runs from base 117 to 602 and encodes 161 amino acids. NCBI's taxonomy places the organism in Eukaryota, Metazoa, Chordata, Actinopteri, Salmoniformes, Salmonidae. Gene Ontology annotation, cellular component: plasma membrane. The record is from RefSeq and is a predicted model, not a curated record. The transcript is spliced from 5 exons.